AUGACGACUAACCCAGAAACUAUCGCGGCUGUUCCACCGAGUGUGGUUCCUGGCGAAGGCCAGACCACCAAGGAGGUCUCUUCUGCUCACCCUGUCUACCGAAGUGACGAGUAUGACGAGGAGAUCGAAGGCGAGUUGCCAACAGAAGAGGAAUUUCAGACCCUCCGAAGAGUUCCAGACAAAAUCCCAUGGAUCAUAUACACCGUCGCCUUCAUCGAGCUAUGCGAACGUUUCUCGUAUUAUGGCACAACUGUUGUGUUCACGAACUUCAUACAACAACCUCUCCCUGAAGGUUCCCGUACCGGAGCUGGUUUCAAAGAUGGACAGUCUGGCGCACUUGAUAAAGGUCAACGAACCUCGACCGGACUUACCACUUUCAACCAAUUCUGGGUGUAUCUCAUUCCCCUCUUUGGCGCAUAUGUUGCCGAUGCUCAUCUUGGUCGCUACAAGACAAUUGCGAUCGCUUUGGGAAUUGCUAUCGUUGGACAUAUUAUUCUUGUCAUCUCCGCUAUUCCCCCCGUUAUCACCAAGCCGUCAACGUCUAUGGGUGUUUUUAUCGUCGGUCUUAUCAUAAUGGGCGUUGGUACUGGAGCAUUCAAACCGAAUAUCUCGCCCCUGAUCGCUGAGCAGCUUCCUCUCAGUAAGAUGGUUGUGAAGGAGUUGCCAUCUGGUGAACGUGUCAUUGUUGAUCCAGCCGUUACUCAAAGCAGAGUAUACAGCUACUUCUACCUAUUCAUCAACAUCGGUGCUCUGGUCGGCCAGAUUGGCAUGGUUUAUUGCGAAAAAUAUGUGGGCUUCUGGUUGGCGUUCCUGCUUCCAACAGUGUUACUGUGCUUCUGUCCUCUUGUUCUCCUGUAUGGAAGAAACAAGUACAAGCAGCAGCCACCCAAUGGAUCGGUUUUCAGCAAAGCAAUGAGACUUUUCAUUCUGGCUCAGAAGGGCAAGUGGUCGAUCAAUCCAGUUUCCACCUACAAACGCAUGAACGACGGUCUAUUCUGGGAGGAUGUCAAGCCUUCCAAUCUCGCCACUGCAAGACCACAUUGGAUGACCUUUGAUGACAAAUGGGUAGAUGAAGUCAAACGUGGUUUUGCUGCCUGCACCGUUUUCUGCUGGUUUCCAAUCUAUUGGCUAACCUACAAUCAACUCAACAAUAAUCUGACUUCUCAGGCUGCGGUUAUGAAACUAAAUGGUCUUCCAAACGACGUUCUAUCAAAUCUUGAUCCUUUUGCCCUGAUCAUUCUCAUUCCUAUUUGCGAUUUAUUCAUCUACCCCGCCCUUCGAAAAUAUGGCAUCCGCUUUACUCCAAUUAAGAAGAUCACAGCCGGCUUCUUCACCGGUUCCGCAGCCAUGAUUUGGGCCUGUGUAAUCCAAGCCUACAUUUACAAGUACUCCGUCUGCGGAAACCGCGCAUCUCUCGACGAUCCCGCCACCGGCGAAACCUGCGAGCCAGUCUCCAUCAACGUCUGGGCCCAAACCGGCGCCUACGUCCUCAUCGCUAUCUCCGAGAUCUUCGCAUCCAUUACAUCCCUCGAAUACGCCUUCUCCAAAGCCCCCGUCAACAUGCGCUCGCUUGUUAUGUCUGUCGCUCUCUUCACCAACGCCAUCAGCGCUGCGAUUGGCGAGGCGUUCGUGUCGGUUAGUGCGGAUCCUUUGUUGGUCUGGAAUUACGGGUCGAUGGCUGUGAUUGCGGCAGUAGGAGGCAUUGCAUUUUGGUUCAUCUUCAGAGGGUUGGAUCAGGAGGAAGACCAUCUCAAUAUGUUGCCUGCGGGUCAUUUGGUCGUCACAAAGGAUAUUGAAGAGCCGCCUGCUGAGGAGCAGCCUGUUGCGCGGGAGAUCAAAGGGUAG
Molecule: messenger RNA, 1845 nt
Organism: Glarea lozoyensis ATCC 20868
Lineage: Eukaryota; Fungi; Ascomycota; Leotiomycetes; Helotiales; Helotiaceae
Product: MFS general substrate transporter
Exons: 4
Coding region: 1-1845 (614 amino acids)
Biological process (GO): transmembrane transport; oligopeptide transport
Cellular component (GO): membrane
Molecular function (GO): dipeptide transmembrane transporter activity
Source: RefSeq, a predicted model, not a curated record